AUUUUGGCUUGAUUUUAUUUGUGUUUGAUUUUGUUUGUGUUUACUUUUACUGGUUUUGGUUUUUAUGCUGUCUUACCCGUUUAAGUAAGCUCCUAACACUGUCUUCAGUUUUCUCUUUUAGAACAGCACUGAAGAAUUUUCUUUUCAUAAUGUAACAGUUACUGCUAUAGUUCUCAAAUUCUCAUUCCAAAAACAUGAGAAUUUUAACGAGGAAACUGGACUUUUAAUUCCUUCUUUUGUUGAUAGCAUUUGUCAGGUCAGAUUAUUAAACAUUACUGGCCUGUGUGAAAGAAACAUGGACAAAGUCCCAGCCUGUCUCAUGAUCGGGUAUUUAUAGGGAGCUAUUAAUGGACAUGGGCUCUACAGAGAUCAUUUGCAAUCCUGAAAAUAUCACUUUCAACUUAAUAAUUACUUCUUCAAAGUGUGAGGUCUUCCCUCUUUCAGAAGGUGAGGAAAAACAGUAUAUUUUCUCAAUUCAUAGGAAAAUUAGUAGUCAAUUUGUGAAAACGAAGUAGUCUAGACUUAAAAUGUUUCUGUACUCACUGUGCCGUAGUAUAAUCCAUUACUAACAGUCUGUAUAUGUUGCUAAUAAUAUUUCUCUUCUUUGCUACAUGUGCUAUUACAGAGCAAGGCCUUGCAAUCACACAUUAGGUGGAUCAGGUAACAAAUUAAAUGCUGCAGGUUUGCUGUGAAUUACUGCUGCCCAACUUUAGGAUGUUUCUAGAAUUACUCCGAACUUUGUAAGUGACAUGUCGACAACUUCCUUAAUUUUGCUGUGCUCAUUCAUUUUGCCAAUUUGUUUAUUUGCUUUCAGUUUUACUUAUUUAUUUUAUUUUUCCCUGUAGUUUUGAGGGUUUCUUUCAGGCCAGCUGUCUUGGAAGACAGAGGUGGAUGUUUUGAUAAGGUAAAACAGAUGAGAGGUUUGAGCCUAACAGACCAUCUGUGAUUUUAACCUAUAAUAGCAUGUAGCUGAAUAUACAGAAGGACAGUGGGACUGCUUAACAGAGUAUAUCUACAUCCAUUAUGCUAUUUAGUGAUCAGUUUGAUCGUUAAUGAUUUUUUAUUAUUUCUUCUUAAAUUUUAACAUUUAGACUUAAUAUAGUACCAGUUGGAUUUAAUUCUAUGUUCCAUUGUUUGUCUUGCAAUCUUCAAUUGAACCCUUUCAAUAUGGAGAAGUUUUAUGUGUUUGGAUUUUGGGUUUGGGUUUGGUUGGUUUUUGUUUUUUUUUUUAAAUAAUGCUAUUCUUAAGCUUUUGUGUGUUAUUAACUCAAUUGUGGUUACACCAGUGUGUUUUAUUUCUGCUUGUAUUUGGAUAUAUACUGUUGCAGUACUUUGGAUAUAUCCCUUUAAAGUAUCAGAAGCAAACAGGCACGCAUGGAUGGAGGCAGAAUUGUGAGUUUAUCUGUUGUAAAAGGCAGUAGAUUUGGUACAUAAGGUGGUGAAGUUGGUGUUUUUCCAAGCAUGUUUGAUGUUGUUUCAGUUGGAUGGCUGGUGCACAUAAUAGCACAAAUCUGCAAUACUUUCCUGACUACCAGAUAUUGCCCUAACAAUGUCUUUGUUGAAACAGUUUGAACAAGAGCUAUUAUUAAAAAAUUUCAUGUCCUUCACUUGCCCUUCUCUUCCAGGCCUGCUGUGAACAAACAGGAAAAACAUCCUGUGUUUUAUUGCACAUUUGUUUUCCCACUAAGGAAACAUCAGAGCUUGAUUGUGAUGAUAUUUGAGUGUCUAAAUGCCUUAGAGGGAAUGGCUGUUUAUCUAAAAAGCAAAGUUUUGCCUAUUUUUGUUGCUUUCUAGGAAGCAACGCCAGAACAAGUAGCUAUUCUGUAUGUUCAGUCUGUGGAACAGAGAAAAAAGCUGGGACAUGCUACAGGAGUAGAAAACCUUUACUCUGUUCUAAAUAGAAUAAUUCUGCAGUGCAGACCUAAACCCUUGGGAGAAGGCUGCAGCUUGAGAUGGAAGUUCCAAUUCAUUUAUUUUAAACUGUGUUCAUUUCUCUUGAUACUGUAACAGUGACUGCUGUUUCUGUUCAGAUUGAACCUGAGGAUUUAACAUCUUCCAAUUAAAAAGCAGUGUUUCCCUACACAAAGUGAUCCAGGUUGUGCUGGUUUGCCAUGUAUAAUUCAAUGUAUAUGUUUGAUGACAAUUCUGAUGAAGAAAUCCCUACCCAACGAGCUAUUCAGGAAAGCUUACGAGAGAGGCAUAAAAUUGAAACAAGUGGCUGUGCAACAGAGGCUGAAAGUUUCCAGUCUACUGCAAGUGAAGAACAUGGAAAGAUAAUUGCAGCAAUUCAGACAGGCCAAGAAGAGGCCUUGAAGAAGUUGGUGAAGCACAGUUCUGCCUUUGAAGAAGCAGAUGAGCAAGGCUGGCUUCCUGUGCACGAAGCUGCAGCACAGCUAAAUAAGAACAUCCUUGAAAUAACCAUGAAAGCCUCCAAUGCCGGUGCGUGGGAACAGACCACUGUAAAAGGGGAAACACCUCUGCUGGUGGCAGUAAGGAACUGCUUUGUGGACAACGUCUGCUUGCUCCUGAUCAAUGGCUGCAAUCCCAACGUUAAGAAUGAAGAGGGAGAUUCUCCUUUAGUUAUAGCAAUUAAACAGGAUUCCUAUGAGAUUGCCUCCUUGUUGAUAAGAUCUGGUGCCAAAGUGGAUUUGCAGUGUGUUCACAAGAGAACUGCUCUACACGAGGCAGCCAGACUGGGCAGGAAGGAUCUGGUAGAGCUUCUCCUUCAUUCUGGAGCGGAUCCUGACCCUCGCAGUGGAUAUGGGCUCACACCUCUAGCACUGGCUGCACAGAUGGGACACACAGAAAUUAUGGAGCUCUUACUGCAAAAAGGUGCAGAUGUUCUUUCACAGGCAAUGGAUUGUGCUUCUGUAUUAUUUGAAGCAGCAGGAGGAGGAAAUCCAGAUUCUGUGAGUCUUUUACUAGAAUAUGGGGCUGAUGCCAAUGUACCAAAGCACUCGGGUCAUUUGCCAAUCCACAGAGCUGCAUAUAGAGGACACUUUCUAGCCCUAAAAUAUUUAGUUCCAGUUACUGAUUUUGCUGCCAUUAAAGAAAGUGGGAUAAGUCCAGUUCACUCAGCAGCAGCAGGAGCACAUCCACAGUGCCUCGAGUUUCUCCUCAAGUCUGGGUUUGAUGCCAAUUUUAUGCUGGAUCAGCGAGUUCGCAAAGGCUACGAUGACCACCGCAAAUCAGCCCUGUAUUUUGCUGUGUCCAACGGGGAUCUCUGUUCCACACGGCUGCUGCUGAACGCCGGAGCCCUGACAAACCAGGAUCCCAUCAACUGUCUGCAAAUCGCCCUGAGGAUGGGCAAUUACGAGUUAAUGAACCUGCUGCUCCGCCACGGGGCCAACGUGAAUUACUUCUGCAGAGUGAACACCACGCACUUCCCCUCGGCGCUGCAGUACGCCCUGAAGGACGAGGUCAUGCUGAGGAUGCUGUUCAACUACGGGUACAACGUGCAGCGCUGCUUCGACUGCCCCGGGGGAAACCACUGCCACUCGCAGUAUGUCACUGACGGCUGGACCUCCACCGUCAUCAAAGACACGAUGUUCUGUGAAGUGAUAACCUUGUCAUGGCUGAAGCACCUGUCUGGGAAGGUAGUGCGAGUGAUGUUAGACUACGUUGAUCACGUCAAGAUCUGCUGGAAGCUUGAAGCAGUUCUCAAAGAACAGAAACUCUGGCCAGACAUCCAUUUCAUUUUAACAAAUCCUCGCUCUCUGAAGCAUCUCUGUCGUCUGAAGAUCCGGGAAUGCAUGGGCCGGCUGCGGCUCCGCUGUCCUGUCUUCAUGACCUUCCUUCCACUGCCAAACUGCCUGAAAGACUACAUACUGUACAAGGAAUAUGACCUUUAUGGACAGGAAAACUUCACAGGAAUCUACAACCUCAGCUGUACAUAAGUAUUAGCUCUAUAUUUUGAAGGGAAUGUUAUCAUGGAUAAGACUGUUGUGCAGCUGCUUUGGGGAUUUUAUCUCCUAUGUGUUAAGGAAUGCCAGCAUUCCCCUCUCACCCCCUGAAGAAACUGGGGAGAACCCCAAAAUGUAAGUAUUGGUGAUCCCAUUCCGUGUAUCUCCUGGAAUAUGACCUACCUGAGAGUUGUGGCAACAGUAUUUUAAAUGCCUACUGUGACAUGUUGAGGAAAUGUAAAAUGCAGGGCUGCAAUCCUUGUGUUACUGCUCAGUUAAACCCUGUUGUAUCAGAUAACCCUACCCCCACUGCAGGGUUAAACCCAGGGUUUAGUAAAAGGUCAGAGAUUUAACUAAAACCAGGAAGGGACGUAGUUCUUUUUUCUCUUGUACUUCCUCUUCUUUUGACAAGAAGUAGUUUUUAUUUGUGAGGUUCUACAAUGACCUUCUGAAGACCAGCUCAAGUAGAUUUUUUUUUUUUGGUCACCCUAUCAAGCAAUCCCACAUUCUAGGCAAUGUAAUGGGAUUAAGCUACAGAAACCUUUGCUUAUCCCAGCAGCUCGUGUGACAUACCAGUGUUUCAACAGGGCAGCACUGCUGAAAGCUGUUCUGCAGCUCAUGCUCAGGGGCUGGUACGUCUCAUCCACCGUGGACUUUGAUUACUCUCUCUCUAGAACUAGGCUUUCCUUUUACAGUGCUGGCCAAAGCCACGCUUGCAAUUUUUGGAGUUUCUCUCCAUAGAGUUGCAGCUUAAGCUUUCGGAGCACUGUUAUUUUAGGAAGUCUGACAGAAGUAUUAGGAAUACCUAUAGCACACCUGUUCUUUCUAGCAGUACUGCAAAUGUCAGUUCAUAUUUUAGAAAAAAAAGAAGUUCAACACAUUUGGCAUUAGUAGUAUUUAUUCCUUCAUUAUCAAGUAAGCAUAUAUUUCUUUUUUCUAGUUAUACAUGCAUCUUUAUCACGGAAGUUACAGAAUUCAAAAGUCUGCUUUUCCCCAGAAAAAUCUACAAACCUUAUAAAAUACAAAUUUAACCAUAAUGUAGUUAUGACCCAUGGCUUUUUACAUGGUGCUUAUCAUAUAGUAACCUACUGAAGCCCAUGAAGGUGAGUCCAGUACCCAGGUUGGUGCUGUGCUGUUCCCAUAACACCAGCUCUGCAGGGCCUGUCACUGUCCUGUGUGACAGCCCCACCACAGGCACUGCACAGCCCCUGCCACAGCCCCACCACGGGCACUGCACAGCCCCUGCCAUGGCUCCUCCUCAGCUUCAGUCUUGGAUUGUUGCAAAAAUAAGUUAUCAGCAUUCCCGAGUAUAACAACUUCCUCUGAGGUUAUCUGGCAAUAUGUAUGGAAAUGGAGAGAACUGAGCUACACUUGAUGACAGAGGGAGAUAACUGCAUGUUAGAGCUUUGCUUAAUGGAAGGGAACACAUCCUGUCACCAGUAAUGGUACUUCCUGAAAGUCAGUAUUAUGAGAAAUGCAGGAGGCUUUUGCAUCAGUACAAGUCCCAGCCAGAAAGUUAUGAGAGUUAAGCUUUUAUUUAAUCUACAAAAUGCUGACUGGAGCCCUGGCACAAUAGGGUUACUGUCCAUGUUUCCAAGAUUAAGACACAACAAUCAGAGUUGACAUAAAUAUGCCAUUGGUGGUUUUUAAUACAACUAUUCAGGGAAAAUGUGCAAGUCAGUCUCAAACAUUGCAAAAAUCACUUACACUUCACCAGAACAGGACCAAUCCAGAACAUCAUUGUAAGAAUUUGACCACUCCACUCUAUUAUAAAAAUGACCAGAAAGAUUGUACAAAGUCCUUGUCUGCAAUACAAAGUUCAUUAGGAAUACAAGUGCAUUCACAAUGACACACUGACUUAUUCUUGUCAUGACAACUUAGAUACCACUGUGGCAAAGGAAAAAAGAAAAGCAACUUAGUGCUUGAUUAAAACGAAAAGCCUUGGAUACUAAUUACCUAGCAAGAAUUUUUGUAAUAUAGAUCAAGAGAAAUAAUAUAAAAUAUCAGCUUUUGCUGUCAGACUAGACAAUAUCUCUAUUAAAUUCACUAAGCAGUG
Molecule: messenger RNA, 5958 nt
Organism: Pipra filicauda (Wire-tailed manakin)
Lineage: Eukaryota; Metazoa; Chordata; Aves; Passeriformes; Pipridae
Gene: ASB14
Product: ankyrin repeat and SOCS box containing 14
Exons: 9
Coding region: 2112-3896 (594 amino acids)
Biological process (GO): intracellular signal transduction
Cellular component (GO): cytoplasm
Molecular function (GO): protein binding
Source: RefSeq, a predicted model, not a curated record